AUGGGCUGUUCCGAGUUUUGUGUCACAAAAACCUGGCCUAAAACCGCUUCCAGCUACCUGGGCAGCGGGGGAGAAUCCCGCCGUUCCCAGCUGGGCCCGCGCCAGGUGUUUACUGCCUUGGGUGCCGUGCCCAGCGCUGUCGCCUCUGUGAGCCUAACAUUGAGAUACCCAAAGAAGCUGCUUUUGUUCCUCUCAGUAAAAGCUAAACAUUAUAAAAAAAUUGUUCUCAUAGUCUGGAGAAGUCUGUUUCUCUCAAAAUAAUCUAUUGCAGUGCUUCAGGAUUCCUUGUGGUUGUGGUUUCUCCAGAAGACGAAAAUAUUCCUGUGGCAGGAGGCUGUGAUGUACACGGGCUUUGGUUCAGGUGCUAAAGAUGCUUUUUCUCAGGUGUAUCCUGAUUGGAUACAAGUUGCUUUCUUGGAAGUAUUUGUUGUAUACUUGGAAGUAUAUGUUGCUUUCUGGGAAGUAUUUCAUGAAUCUAUUAAAUAUUUUGAUGAUGACUUUAAGGAGGGAUUGGUAGACUUAGUUUUUCAGUGGGUAUCGGGUCUAAAACUAAGGAAAUGUGUGUGGAAGAAAUGGAAUCUCAAAAGCCUUAAGGCUGCCACAGUAAAUCAUACUAGUAAAGAUGCUACUGCUAAAAUAAAAGCUGGUGCAUCUGCCAGUUCUGCAGCCGCCAAAGAUGAUUCAAUUUGCAAAAAUCAACCUAAAGAUAGGAAAUAUAUGGCAGAUGAAGAAAUAAGUGAAUGUUGUGAACAUAUAAAUACUGUGCCAAAGGAAUCCAAAGCCAUAACAGAGACAAGAAUCAGGGAGCACUGCUUCAGUCCUGCCCAGAACAGCUGUAGUGCAGCAGUUGCUCCAACUUAUCAAGAUGUUAUUAAAGAGACACAUGGACUCAGAAAGAUUUCAGAAGGAUUAUACUGA
Pseudopodoces humilis (Tibetan ground-tit) is the source of this 918-nucleotide messenger RNA. NCBI's taxonomy places the organism in Eukaryota, Metazoa, Chordata, Aves, Passeriformes, Paridae. The record is from RefSeq and is a predicted model, not a curated record.